GCGCCCAGCAUCCUUCUGCUGAUCUCAAGGGAGGCGGGGGUAUCAGUAUCCGCUGUAGGUUUUCUAUGGAAAGCAUUCGUGGAUGCUACAAAUAAAGCUGGCCGGGAAUUGAACGCAGUGACUUGGCGGCUUUGGGUGGCUGUGAACUAUAGACAAUGUCAGAGGCGGAGGAGGGCAGCCACAAGGUGUCUGAGGAAGAAGAGCAGCUGCCUUCCUGGCGCCGCACCGCUAAUGACAUGGCAGUGAGCUUCCGAAACAUUUUGACUUGGCACAGGCCGGUUCGCAGCCUGGUCGCCUUCCUAUGUGCCAACUGCCUCUUCUGGUUUCUUGCCCUGACUCCUUGGAGAAUGUACCACUUAAUCUCACUUAUUCUGCUUGGUGUUGUUAUGCUUCAGAUUCUCCAUCAUGUUAUACUGUCCAGAAGUAAAGGGAUACACCUGUGGAGGAAAAUGUCUAUAAGGUGGGAAAUGAUGACCUCUUCGGAAUGCAAACCAAGGCUUGGCCAGUGCAUUUCAGAGUCCUGGUCCAGUUAUAGUGCAUUUCUGCAAGAGUUACUUCAUUUUAAACAACAAAACCCUGGCAAGUUCUGCCUGCUGGUCUGCAGUGUGUGCUUUUUUUUCACUAUUAUGGGAAGCUACAUUCCUGGAGUUGUACUCUCCUAUUUAUUGUUACUAUUUGCAUUUCUGUGUCCAUUUUUGAAAUGCAAUGAAUUUGGAAAGAGAAUGUGCUUCAAAGUCAAGACAGUUCUGCAGAAACUAAAUCUUGGAUUCCGAGCCUAUGUGAUCCAGUGGAUAAAAGCAAAAUCCAAGAAAGAAGCAGAGACUAUACAAGGAGAUGAAAGUGAACUGGAUUUGUCGGCAUUAUGUCCUCAGAUUAAUCCUGCAACAGUAGGCAAGGAGCUUUCUGUUUCUGACACAGAGCCAUCAGACGUGUCCUGGACAGAUAAUGGGACCUUCAAUUUAUCAGAAGGGUACACUCCACAGACGGACACCUCAGAUGAUUUUGACCAUCGAAGUGACCAAGAAGAAGCCUUUUCCAGAGACCUGACAGAAUUCCCCUCUCUUGAGAAUGGUUCUGGAUCUAAUGAUGAUGACUCCAGCAUAGGCCUACCCACUGUGCCCAUGAGCAAGCAUGGAAAAAGUAGCAAAUUAAAUGAUAAGUAUUCAGCGGCAGCCCUGUCACUUGCCCUUGGCAGUGAGCAAUCCUUUAAUUUAAUCAGUGACAUGGCUGGGGAAGCCAUAACAAUGGCAGUGUCUGCAGCUAUCACAGAGCAGUUGCAGUCAUCCCUGCUUUCAUCCCCUCCUCCAGCUGCAAGCUUCACUGAAGAUACAGAUACAGAAGAAGCUGAUGAUUUUGAACUUCUAGAUCAGUCAGAACUGGAGGACUUAGAUGAGGGACCGGAGAAAAAACAGCAUCCAAACGAAAAGAAGCCAUCUUCUGGGUUUCUAUCCAGUCUUCUAGGGGGCCAUUAACACAUACUCGUUUCCAGAACAAAACAAAAAAAAAAAAACAAUUAUUGCAAUUUAAAGGCAACAAAAUGAAGUAGGAAGUUCUUGGGAAAUAUUUCCAUUUAUAAAUUGUUAUUUUAGGCCGCAGUGAACUGUUCUGAAUGCCUAGCAGUUGUCUCACUGAUUGUAUUCCCUUUGCACUUUGACAUUGUUGCAUGGAGUUGACUUACUGUUUAUGUACUUUUACAGUUAUGAGCCUUAGAUGGUAUAGUACAAUGAUGUAUAGAAAUUAAGGCCUACAAAUUCACAGCUCAAUCAUAUAUCUAAAACAAAGAGAUACUCCGUCAUAGAAGUUGCUAUAUAUUGUACCUUUUGCUAAUUAGCUGUCCGUGCCCUCAUAGUUUGCACUUUAAAAUUUGACAUUGAUUAAAAUAUAUAAUAUAAGACACUAUACUAUUGUCAGGAUUUCAAAUCUGACAAGAGUUGGUAUGUCCAAAAACACUGUAUGGGAAAGUUUAUGGAGAUUCUUAAAUACAGAGCAUACUAGAACUCUGAGUUGCUUUCUUUAUAAAACAGCUUGAUUGGUCAGAUUGGUCAGGAUUAUCCUUCGACCAAAAAAAGUUAGCCAAGCCUAUGGGGACCUUCCCCAUAGGCUAACAUUGAGUUCGGAAGCUUUUAGGUGGCGAAGUGUUUUCUUAAAGAGACAGUACUUCGACUAUUGAAUGGUCGAAUAGUCAAAUGAUUUUUAGUUCGAUCGUUUAUGGGGUUUGUCAAUGGAGGUCUUAUUUAGAAGUUAUCUCAGAGAAUGUUACUCAAAACAGUAAAAGAAAAAAAUGUAUGUUCUCUAAACUGUAACUUAAUUGCCUCCUUUUGUGUGACUUCACCAGUACUUGAAAGGGUUUUUUUUUUUUGCCUUCCUCUGGAUCAACUAGCAGUUAGGCAGGUUAAAAUAGAGUUAAAAGGUUGAACUUGAUGGACAUGUCUUUUUUUUCAACCUAACUUACUAUGUUACAGAGAAUGGGAAACUCUGGAUUAUUUGCAUUUAUUUUCUCAUCAAUACUAUACACCAGAUUAAGAGAAAAUAUAAAUGAUUUCAAUAAACCUCUUAGAAAAGUGUAUAGAAUAUACAUAUCAAAAGAAUAUACACUGUCCAAAACACAGUUCAUGUGAUGUGUUUUCUAAUUCCAAUUAAUAAAAUACCGGUACCUACA
Xenopus laevis (African clawed frog) is the source of this 2659-nucleotide messenger RNA. RefSeq names its product reticulophagy regulator 1 S homeolog (gene retreg1.S). The transcript is spliced from 9 exons. Gene Ontology annotation, cellular component: endoplasmic reticulum; endoplasmic reticulum membrane. Lineage: Eukaryota; Metazoa; Chordata; Amphibia; Anura; Pipidae. The record is from RefSeq and is a predicted model, not a curated record. The coding region runs from base 156 to 1472 and encodes 438 amino acids. Gene Ontology annotation, biological process: negative regulation of neuron apoptotic process; reticulophagy.